ACACUGGUCAGCAUCCACGCACACAGGACCCAUUGGUCCGGCCGUUAAACGGGCUGCUGCGAGCGCGAAUGUGAAGUGGAGUUCGGUAGCUUAUCUCCAACGGAAUAAUAUGGGAGUAGGAAAAGAGUAACAUCGGAGAGAAACUCAUCCGCCCGACGACCGAACUGUUGGAGCUGUUGCAGAAAAGGGCCUCCCCGGUGAGAACAGGGAGAGGCAAGAGCAAGUCCACCAACACCGAAGAAGAUCGGGGUGGGAAAAAAAGGGCGCCCAACCGAAAGCAAAGUUUUCUGCCUUUCAUCAUUUCAAUCACGCACGGGUAACGGAACGGACUGGUUCUCGGCAGUAGUAGUGACGAAGUGUGUUAGAGCUAGCAAUCAGAAGAAAACUGCGUUCAGUUGCAGUCCCUGGUCUGAUUCUAUUCGUCGGUGUUCGUCGUUAUCCGUUCCGGAGGACCACCACGAGUCAGAGUGAGCCGUCUGUUUUUUUUCCUUUUCUCUACGUGAUUCUAUCGCAGGAAUUCGUUCCCCACGCGGUUCUAAAUACACGGAUUAGCUGGAUUAACUGCUAGGACCAGAGACAGAGAAAGAAAAGAAAUAUACGGGAGCAAACGGAAGCAGUAUCCGAUUAGUGAGAUUUUCUUCUAGAUUAUUGGGAUAGUACGGAUUUGCAUUUUCGUCGAAACGAAGGAAAGUUAAUAAAAUUUCUUGGAAAGGAAUAGUGAAGAAGUGAUAUGCUAGGGUGACUUGUGCUGUGAGAGUAACGGAACGGGAAAAUUUGCUAAUUGAAGAAAAAAAAGAACAGUGACCAAAGUAAGAGCAGAACGGGGAAAAAAUGUGUGCAUUUCCAGCAGUAGUGGAGUUGAACGUCGGUGGAACCCCGUACGCGACCAGUUUGGAUACGUUGAGGUCGGAGGAGGGUUCAUGGUUGCAUGAAGUAUUCACUGGUAGCGCAGAUAAUGCGCCCAAGGAUAGUCAAGGUCGGUUCUUCAUCGAUCGGGAUGGAGUGUUGUUUCGGUACGUGCUGGACUAUCUGCGCGAUCCAACCCGAUUCAGAAUUCCUGCUGAAUUCCGUGAGCGGGACCGGCUACGUAAGGAGGCAGAGUUCUAUCGGUUGACCGGUAUGAUCGAAGCAGUGACCAAGGAUUCGGGUUGUAUCACGAUCGGCUACCGGGGUAGCUUUCAGUUCGGUCGCGAUGGAUUGGCGGACGUCAAGUUCCGGAAGAUUACCCGUCUGUUGGUCCAUGGACGGGUGGCGGUCUGUCGGGAGGUGUUUGGAGACACCUUGAAUGAAUCACGUGAUCCGGAUCAUGGAGGACCGGACCGAUACACGGCUCGGUUCUUCCUGAAACACGUGUUCAUUGAGCAGGCUUUCGAUAUGCUGCAGGACAACGGUUUCCGGUGCGUCGGUAGCUGCGGUUCCGGCACGGCCGGAUCGGUAAAUGAAAACCUAAAACCGGGAGUCGAUGCCGAGGAGAAUCGUUGGAAUCACUACAAUGAGUUUGUUUUUCUUCGCGACUAAAAGGGGUGAUUGGAAGGACGGAAAUUGGUAUGCAUUUGGAAUGGAUUGAUGACCACGGAUCCGAUAAAAUUUUUUUAUUGAAUAGGUACUAUGUUACCAGGCGAAGGGAUUGAAAUCAAAGUUUGAUUUUUGUGACCUUUGGUUCAUUAGUUUAGUGCAGGAACCUAUUUAGACGAAAAAAAAACCCACAUCAAACGUGACAUGCAUCGAUUUCGACGGUCUGGCGCGGUUUGCCAUAUAAAGCGUAAAGCCGAAGUUGAGUGAAUGGUGGUGGACUUGUUGAAAAUCCCGACGGCGUAUGAAGCGAAGAGCCACACCAUCAUCAUUAUCGCCUUUAUCACGAUUGCUGGUCGCAGUCCUUCCGGGAAUGAUGUCUGUAAAUAGCACCGUUUCAAAUUGGGGAUGGGGAUGGGAAUGGUAUCAAACCGACCGGAAGUGUGGUGUGUUGGGGAAUAAUUCGAAGCACCGAGACGGAACAAAUGGAAUACCCUUCGUCAUUCGGUUCGUUGUUCGGGAUGUCUGCUUUUCCUUGAACCCACGUCACAACCAACCGCUUCGGAACCUUUUGUUUGACUUGAAGCACGAUUCAUAUAUGCGUCACCGAAUCGAUCUUUGAUCUGGUAACGAGGGGGAGGGAGUUUGGGAACUUAUUGCCACAUCAUCAUUGAUUACGGGUCUUGUAAAGACGAUAGAAAGUUUUCUUUCGCUUUCGCCGCGUUUUAGACGGGAAUCCUAUCGCAUUUUCCAAUGAUGAAAUUAUCAUCAUCAUCAGCCAAGCAAGCGGUGCUAAUUUCUACACUACGAGCUGUCACCACUCAAAGUGGUAUAACCGGGAGGUGAAAAACACAUGGCUUGCUAGUGUUGGCUGCCAAGAUUUCAAAGUUCCUUAACGGAAAUGUAAGAAAUCAUAAUUUGAUUCAAUGGAACUUAGUUCGAACGGUACCGUGUUCUGAAUAACAGGACUAGAAGUUGGCCGUCGUGACUCUGGCACUGGCACCAAUGAAAGCAAUAGAACAGAAGAAUUCAAAUGUAUUUCCUUGUUUUCCAUUUGAUAAAUUUUAAUCUAAAAUAUUAACAUUUAUAUCGAGUGCCGGUAUAUCUCUCUUGAGAAACAAAACGAGUAUAAGCCAUUUCCACAACUGGCCGGUUUGCUGGAUGUGAUUGAUCCGACCUGUGGCUUCAAUAUUAGGAUCAGGUGGCAGGAAAAUACGGGGUUGCAUUUAUGAAAAUUUCUUUGUCUAAAAAAACAACCAUUGCUUUCCUGUACAAACUCAUUCAGGGUUACUCUAAAGUGAGUACAAUUUCACUCACUUUCGCAAAAAGUGCAACUACUAUAUAGUGAGUAAAGUAAGAUACGACUAAAGACGGUAUUUGUCAAAUUCAACUUAAGUCUAAGUUUAUUAAAUUAUUUGUUUAUUAAAAAUCAAUAAACAUACACAAUAUGGUUCUAAUGAUAGUUCCAAAUAAUACUUGAACAUGAUCAAACAUAUUUACAACUACCAUCGAAUAGUUUAAAACUUUAAUUUUUGACGGAACAGAACCUGCCCUCACAACUACGUUGAGAAACCUAGAACCUGGUCCGACACUUACAAGAAGUAGUUCAAAUAUUCGUUUACAACCUGUAAACGAUUGCUUCUACGAUCAAGUUGUUCAAGCACGGUUGUGCCAAAAUUGUUUGUCAAUUUCGGAACAGAGUAGUUUAGUUACUCAUUUUACUAAAUCAAUAUUACUCACUUUUUGACAUUUGAGCUAAACAAGCAACAGUGAGUACAAAUUGCUCACUUAACAAUAAAGCUGAACGAGCGCAGAGAUGCCAGAUAUUUCCAUAGAAAAUCUGUAUUUUUCUGAUUCAAAAUCUGUAUUUAUCUGUAUUUACUUCUAAAUCGAAUUUUCGCAAUUAAAUGAUGUUGAGAGAAUGUUAUUUAAACACUAUAUGAUUUUAGAAUGAGAAAUUCAAAGAUCGUUUAGUAUUCGUAUUCAUUCUCACCCAAUAUUCUUUUUCAUUCUACAAUGACGAAAUUAAAUGUUAAAUGACAGUUUCUCUUUGUUUACUUACUCUUUCAAUUAUUAGAGCAAAUUCAGCAGCUAGAAGUUCUAUAUGGAAGAUCUAUAAUAGAACAGAAACUGGUACAAACGUAUCCCCAGCAAGCCGUUCUAGUUUUAUUUAUUCGACCAGUUCUCGGUUGAUUUUUCAUUAGGGCGUAUAAGCAAGUGACAGUUUCUCUUUAAUCACUCUCUCUUUCGAUUAUUGUGAUGUGAUUAAAAAUAUUUUCUUUGAUAUCACUAUUCUGUUUGAAAGUCGAAAGUUUCGGGUAUCAUUUCAUGCAAAGAGUUGAGUGAUGAACGUGGAAAUCGCUUGGUAAUUAAUAGAAGAGAAAGUAAACAAGGAGAAACUGUCACUUGCUUAUACGCUCUUUUGAAAAAUUAACCGAGAGUUCUUCUGUCAAAUUUAAAACUGGUCUACAAUGCCGUUCUAGUUUUUGUAUAUUUGAAACACGAGUAAAACACUGUUGGGGCUGCCAGUUUUGCUUGUUAUAAAAUCCAGUUUUAAAUUUUGUAACUGGCAUAAAUUAUGCAUCUAGAACUAAAACACUACUGAAUAUGCCCUUACCGUUUAUUCCUAUAUUUUCCAACAAUUUCUUAACAACAGAUCGAAAGUCGAUGGGUUCAGUCACUAUUCUAGGUAAAGAGUUAUACUAUGUUCACACCUGCAGAAAACAACACCUUUUAACGAUAGUAAUAUUACUGUUCACACUUGUAUUAUGAUAUACGCAUGACAUAUUGUUUGUUAUUGAGUUUGUUUAUAAACAAACUGCAAAAUGUUAACGUCGCAAAUAUUCAGCACUUGUUAAGAAGAUAAAUUACUGUGGAACUUUACUGGGUUCCGGAAUUCUCAUAGAAUAGUUUGUAGUACUUCGGAAUAGGAAAAUCUACAGUGAAAAAAUUGAAGAUUGCAUUCCCGGUUUCAAGAAGCAUGGUUUUUCACAAUGCCUCGGAAAAAUUGGUAAAAAUAUUAUGUCAAUCGCUUCAAUUUUUCCACUUCUUCACUCAGAAAGUUUUCUUCUACGUAUUAAAAAGUCAUUUUUAAACAUUUGUUGGUUUUAAAUGUUUAUAUCACGUUAGUUGUCAACGUUUCGAAGGGUAUUUGCUUCGAAACUUUGGCCAUUCACGUGAAUUAAUAUUUUUAGCAAUGAAUUAUGUCUUUAAACAAAAAAAAACAAGCAUGGUUAUACAAGUUUCCUGUUCUGUUUUGUCAUGGCUACUCUGAUGGAAAACUGUUUCGAUAAAAGCUUGUCAAUUGACAUCAGUGCUGUCAACUGUUUUUUCCAAAAAUCUGUAUUUGGCGGAAAUAUCUAUCUGUACAAUAUCUUUCUCGAAAAAUCAAACAUCAAUUUAGUGCGGAAACUGAUUUUGCGACAAAAAAAAGGUCGCUCGACCUGGUUUACCUUUAUGGAAACCAACACAAAAACUGAA
Messenger RNA from Malaya genurostris, 4992 nucleotides. It is a transcript of the gene Ktl, whose product is annotated as BTB/POZ domain-containing protein KCTD8. NCBI's taxonomy places the organism in Eukaryota, Metazoa, Arthropoda, Insecta, Diptera, Culicidae. Gene Ontology annotation, biological process: protein homooligomerization. The coding region runs from base 832 to 1518 and encodes 228 amino acids. The record is from RefSeq and is a predicted model, not a curated record. The transcript has a single exon.